This is a messenger RNA of Juglans regia (Persian walnut), 1855 nucleotides long. Its product is annotated as NAC domain-containing protein 91-like. NCBI's taxonomy places the organism in Eukaryota, Viridiplantae, Streptophyta, Magnoliopsida, Fagales, Juglandaceae. The transcript has 6 exons. The record is from RefSeq and is a predicted model, not a curated record. Gene Ontology annotation, molecular function: DNA binding. Gene Ontology annotation, biological process: regulation of DNA-templated transcription. Bases 69 to 1619 code for a protein of 516 amino acids.
CCAUGCUUCCUCACUCGUUUUUCCUCCAAAGAGCUCUCCUGCUGUUUCCUAAUCUCUCUGGAUAGUUUAUGGUUUUGUCCGUUAAACGUUCUCCCGUGUGUGCGUGUGUGUGGCUGUGCGUGUGGGGGGUGAUGGAUACUUUGUCUCUGAAACUGCCUCGAGGGUUCCGAUUCAGUCCAACGGAACAGGAGCUCAUCGACUACCACUUGUGUUCAAAGAUUAAUGGAAAGAAUCAUGAAGAUAUUUACUUCAUUCGCGAAGUUCAGUUCUAUAAAUGGGAGCCCUGGGAUUUGCCGGAUAUGUCUGGCAUAGUGUCCAAGGAUCGGGAGUGGUUCUUCUUCUCGCCACAGGAACUGAAGCAUCGGACUGGGAAUCGAUCGAACAGGGCAACCGAAACUGGGUACUGGAAGUCCACCGGUCAAGAUCGAAGAAUCAUGUCUGGCUCGACUUUGAUCGGAAUGAAAAAGACUCUGGUGUUCUACCUAGGGCGUAGUCCUACCGGGAUAAGAACACCUUGGGUAAUGCAUGAGUACCGGACAACCCAGAAGGAGCUCAACGGCACGAACCCUGGUCAGAAUCCCUUUCUCCUGUGUCGUUUAUUUGAUAAACAAACAAAGAGUAGCAAAGGUCCAAACUUCAAUGAUGCUAGACCUGCCACUGGUCUUGAAGAAGCAGAGCCUGAUCUAGCUGUGGCUUCAGCAUCGGAAGUGCAAGCUGAGGAUAAUGGAACAAUCAAUGAGUAUUCUAAUUAUGAGAAUUCUCAUGGGACAAUAUCUGACACUACAGAAAUUGUUGAGAGUGAUGACAACAAUUCUAGUGCUUGUUUCGCAGAAUUUAUCCUUACUGAGGAUGAUUUGCAGCUAGAAGAAGAAAUACGAAGGGUCCUGAAUCCAUUAGAUUGUGAACCAUUGUCCUCAUUAAUUUCGUCCUCCAAUAAGCCUGUUGUUUCAUCCCCUGCAACAGCUAAAUCUUCUCUUAAAGAAGCAGAGUCUGAGCCAGCUGAAGCUGACGAUUACCUAAAAUUAUUUUAUCAUGAAGACAAUUAUGAUGGAAUAUUUUAUCCUGAAUGUAACCAGAUUAGUGAUAAUGUUUAUACCGCAAAAAAUCAAAUGGCAGGAGCAACACCUUGUGAGGGUGACUUGCAAUCGGAGGAUGGCUUGGCUAUGUCCGAUCUCUCACAAGGGACAAUAGAUUGGAACUUACCCUUCCAGUUCUUCCCCUCUUCACCCUCAGAUAUGCACAAAGAGUCAGAUCCUUUUUGCAUAUCAGACGCUGUCACCAAUGACUUGAACAGCAGUCAUGGUGGGGUGUGUUUACAAUAUGAUCUGAAUGGGUACCCUUAUAUUCCCAUUAUGUCUGGCAGUCAAAAGAAUCUCACUUUUGGCUGCGAGACUGGGAAAAGCGCAGUCUCUAGUAGGGACAAUGGAUCAUGCAGUGGGUCAGAUAUGGAAAUCGAGGACUUACUGCUUGAGCCGACAUUUGAAGAUUCUGAAGAGGUCAACAAAAGAAAGGCUUCAUCAGGGUUUUUAAAUCCAGAACCUAUAUCAUCGAUGGAAGGGUCUGGGCCUUCAAAUCAGAUCAUAGGAUCUGAUUUGACUCCAAUGAAUUAUUGGUAUUAAUAAUUCUUUGGAGGAUGAGUAGUAACAUAUGGAAUACUCAUCACUAAUUUGCUCAGUUUCUGAAGCAAUUCCAGUACCUAAACACCAAAUUACUAUUAUUUUGUUAAGCCAAUGCCAAUUAUGCUUUUUAGCAUCAAUCCUUGAUUCCAAGGGAAUAGUUCCUUUGGAAAUUAUUCAAAGAGUAAUUCUACAUACAACCGUGAAGUGCGUAACUGCGUAAUCGCUUUGAAAAAGAA